AUGAUUUAGUUGUUUAGAUUUUGUUCAGGCAAGAUAACAUCAUCAUUUCCAAAAUUAUCUUUCAAGGUGAAAGAUUUUUCAAUUUUCAAAGGGGAAAAGCCAACAGCUUUGAAAAAUGAUGAUAUCAAAACAUUAUUGAAGAUGCAUUAAUUAGGAGCAACAUGGAAAUUAGUAUUGAUCAUAUCAAAUAUCAAAUAGCAAGAUGAUAAUUCACUAUAUAAGGAAGUGAAGUUUUCUAAUUUCAAGGAAGCUUUUUCAUUCAUGACUUAGGUGGCUAUAUUCAGUGAAUAAAUAAAUCGUAAUAUUUUAUUAAAUGUAGAUCACCCUGAAUGGGAGAACCUAUUCAAUACAAUAAAGAUUAGAUUAAUCACAGAUGAUGUAAAUAAUAUUACAGUCAAGGAUGUAUUUUUAGCGUAUGCCAUAGAUAAUAUUGCAAUGAAUGUGCAAGUUAAAUCAGCGGAAUCAACUAAUGAUACAAGAAUAUUAGAGAUUGCAAAAAUUGCUGAAGCAUGGAAUUUCAAUUUUGAUUAGUUUCAUCGUAUGAUUGAGACAGAUUCUAAAUAAAUAUGA
This is a messenger RNA of Paramecium tetraurelia, 570 nucleotides long. RefSeq lists its product as uncharacterized. The record is from RefSeq and is a predicted model, not a curated record. Gene Ontology annotation, molecular function: 4-alpha-hydroxytetrahydrobiopterin dehydratase activity. NCBI's taxonomy places the organism in Eukaryota, Ciliophora, Oligohymenophorea, Peniculida, Parameciidae. Gene Ontology annotation, biological process: tetrahydrobiopterin biosynthetic process. The transcript is spliced from 2 exons.